GGAGCCACGCGACGCACGCGAUAUUACGCCUCAUAGAUUAAGCUAAAAAUAGUCUAGUUUAACUUAUUCCUUGCUCCUAACAGUCGCGUGGACGACGUUGCACUGGCCACAGCUGGACAAAUAGAAAAUAAAAUAACGUUAUAAACAGUUAAAUGGCCAUCUUUAAUUUUUCUUUUCCCGCGUUUUAGGGACUGUUUUUUUUUUUUCUAAUAAUUCUUAUUUAAAGUUGUGUUUUUUUUUUCUCUUUAUUUCGAAAAUGGCAAAGAAGUUCGGUUUUAGAAUAUCAGUGUUGGUAUUUUUGGUAUUAUUUGUAAAUCAGGACAGUGCCAAGAUAACGGACAAUAAAACCUUUGAUAGUUCCGCUGAAGUCAAAUCUCCGAGGAAGAUGACCGACGGUGCGGCAUUAUUGUUCGCGGACGAACUCAAACAAACACUCGAGAAGUAUCUAUUUGGGAUCUGUCCACAGACUUACAAGUCUCGUUGGUUACAGAUGUCCGCCGCCAAGGGCAAGAAUGCAACGAUGCCCGCCUGCGACCUGGACGAUGAGCAGCAAGACCUGGCUGGAAGAUUCGCUACGCUAGCUCUCCGCGCUCACACAGCCUCCAGGUCAGACUGCUCGAGGCUUGCCACGUCCCUGGUGAAUGUCCUCGGUGAUUUAGCGCGCACGGCAUCAAGCAGACAAGUCCUGGCAGCCGCGGCCAACGAAGCCAACAAGAAACGAAAGCUCUCCAAAAGUCAAAAGCUGAAGAUACAAGCGAAGCAGCGGACCGCCCUCGCUGUCAAAAAGAAGGCGGCCGCAGUCGCCGCCGCGGCGGCCGCCAAGAUGACGACUUCUUAAAACAGAAUCUUCAUUUUAACGGAGGGCGCGUUUUGUGUACAAUGACGUCAUAGUUCAAGAGUGCGAUGCAAACUCACGAACACCGUUGCGUUAAAGGGACAGAGCGUCUCUCUCGCAUCUCGGCUAUGCAAUAACAAAUAUAGCCUUUAUUUAUAAUGCCUUAAGUAACUUAUUCUACAAAGUACCUACUAAAAAAUUAAAUCGCUAAUAAACAUAUUAAUUAAUUAUAAGAUAUACGACAUCGUUUGUAAAUAAUUAUAAGAUACUAACCAUUACUGUUACGUUAAGUUAAAUUUUUGAAUAAAA
Messenger RNA from Bombyx mandarina (wild silkworm), 1144 nucleotides. RefSeq lists its product as uncharacterized. NCBI's taxonomy places the organism in Eukaryota, Metazoa, Arthropoda, Insecta, Lepidoptera, Bombycidae. The record is from RefSeq and is a predicted model, not a curated record.